This is a messenger RNA of Molossus molossus (Pallas's mastiff bat), 1476 nucleotides long. RefSeq names its product Cbl proto-oncogene C (gene CBLC). Gene Ontology annotation, cellular component: membrane raft; plasma membrane. The coding region runs from base 1 to 1476 and encodes 491 amino acids. Gene Ontology annotation, molecular function: calcium ion binding; ubiquitin protein ligase activity; phosphotyrosine residue binding. Gene Ontology annotation, biological process: cell surface receptor signaling pathway; negative regulation of epidermal growth factor-activated receptor activity. NCBI's taxonomy places the organism in Eukaryota, Metazoa, Chordata, Mammalia, Chiroptera, Molossidae. The transcript has 11 exons. The record is from RefSeq and is a predicted model, not a curated record.
AUGGCUGCGGCUGCGUCCCCACGGGGGUGGCACUGGGGAGAGUCCCGCUCGCUAGGCCGGGCGGUGAAGCUGCUGCAACGCCUGGAGGAGCAAUGCGGGGACCCCCGGCUCACCUCGGGUCCCCCGUCGCUGCGGGACUUGUUGCCCAACACCGCGAAGCUGCUGCAAGCGGUGGCCCACGCCCGGCGGGCGGCCGGCAGAGGCGGUCCCGAGAGUCCCGGGGGUGCCGAGGAAUUUCUCACCAUCUACCUCUCCAACCUGGAGGCCAAGAGCAGGCAGGUGGCAGCACUCCUGCCACCCCGGGGCCAAAAAUGUGCCAAGGACGAGCUGUUCCGAGAGGGAUCCAUACUCAGGCGACAGCUGGCCAAGCUGGCCCUUAUCUUCAGCCACAUGUACUCGGAGCUGAACGCACUGUUCCCUGGGGGACAGUACUGUGGACACACAUACCAGCUCACCAAGACUGAAGCCCACACCUUCUGGAGAGAGCACUGUGGAGCCCGGUGUGUGCUGCCCUGGGCUGAGUUUGAGUCUCUCCUGUACGCCUGCCACCCCAUGGAGUCAGGCCCCGCCGCCCUCGCCUUGCGCUCCACCAUCGACCUCACCUGCAGUGGCCACGUGUCCAUCUUCGAAUUUGACAUCUUCACCAGACUCUUCCAGCCAUGGCCAACACUCCUCAAGAACUGGCAGCUUCUGGCGGUUAAUCACCCGGGCUACAUGGCCUUCCUCACCUACGACGAGGUCCGAGAACGUCUGCAGGCCUGCAGGGACAAGCCAGGCAGCUACAUCUUCCGACCCAGCUGCACUCGCCCGGGACAGUGGGCCAUCGGACACGUGACCUCAGAUGGCAAUAUCCGGCAGACCAUCCCUCAGAACAAAACCCUGUGCAAGGCACUCCUGGAAGGACAAAAGGAAGGCUUCUACCUCUACCCAGAUGGGAAGAACCACAACCCAGACCUGACUGAGCUCUGCCACCUAGAGUCCCAUGAAUACAUCCAUGUGUCAGAGGAGCAGCGGCAGCUGUACAGGGCCAUGAACUCCACGUUCGAGCUCUGUAAGAUCUGCGCAGAGAGCAAGAAGGAUGUGAUGAUCAAGCCCUGUGGGCACCUGCUGUGCAGCCGCUGCCUGGACACCUGGCAGCAAUCGGACAGCCACACCUGCCCCUUCUGCCGCGGCAAGAUCAAGGGACAAGAUGUCGUGCAUAUCCAUCAAUUCCAAGCGAAGCCAGUGGAACCCAGGGCCACUGCUGAGGACCCAAGGAACAGCAGUGACCAGAAGCACAGAGAGGAGGAGCUGGGGCAGGUGGUCCCCUCAGCUCCCCCACUGCCCCCUCACCUGGAUCUGUCGCCUGAACAUCCCAGAAGUAAAGGCCAGCUGCAGGUGAAACUCCUGAAGGGAAAUCCACCCCUCCAGCUGCCCCUGUGGGGCCCACGGUUGCUGCCCAGGCCUGGAGGCCAGGGCACCAAGAUCUACUGCUAA